Effrenium voratum is the source of this 1953-nucleotide messenger RNA. The record is from the annotation of a GenBank genome assembly. Lineage: Eukaryota; Dinophyceae; Suessiales; Symbiodiniaceae.
AUGGCGGUCAACCUGAACCCGGAAGCGGUGGAAUGGCAGAACCGCUGGGCGGAGCUGGAGAAUGCGUUCGCAGUGCUGGAGGCAGAGCGGGAUGUGCUGAAGGUGGAGGUCUCCAAACUGCGGCGUCAGAGCGAAGCCGAGAACAUGAAGGAGCUGUCAGCCAAGCAGGCGGUGGAUGAGAAGAAGGUCUCCGAGUUGCAGUCGCGACUGGAGGAGGCCAAGUGCUUGGCGGAUGAGAGGUGGCAAGAGCUGGAGCGAAAGCAGGAGGAGAACGCAAGGCUUUCUGAGGAGCUGCAGAAGCAGACGCUGCACCUCCAGGAAAGCGCCCAAUCCAAGUUUCAGCUCGAGGAGGAGAAGAUGAGGCGCGCCCAAGAGACCCGAGCCUUUGAGCUGCAGCUGGAGCUGCUGCAGCGCGAGAAGGCCGCAACUGAGGGACAGCUCCAGGCUCUACAGAAGGAGCUGGGUGACGCCAAAGGGGAGGCGAAAGCGAAGAGCGGGCUUCUCGAAGAGAAUGCCCGCCAGGUGCAAAAGAUGGCGGAGGAUGUGGAGGCGGCGCGUGUAGAGGCAGAGCUCCAGAAGGAGGACGCGCGGCUCGCCCGGGAGGUGGAGCAGAGAGAAAUGCAGCUCAAAGAGGCUGCGGAACGAGAGCUCCAGGAGGUGCUGAGAAGUGUGGCCAAAGACCGAGCCAGCCACGAGGAGUCGCUGAAGCAGAUGACGCAGAAGUUGGAGCAGAGCCAGGAGGAGCUGAGCAGCACGCAGGCGCGGCUGGAAGCGGCGGCCGCGGCGCAGGCCGCGCGCCUGGCAGAGGUCAGCGAGGCGGAGCUGACGACGCGGAAGGAGCUGGAGGAGCUUCGGGCGAAGCAGGACAGUUUCUCGAGCGCGCCAACUACUGGACUGCCCACAGGCAACGCCAAGUUGGCUGACCUGCUCUAUGAAGCCACGACCAGCCGGGAGGAGGACGCUGUGAAGGAGCGGCAGCUACGAGAGCAGUACCAGGAGGCCCUGGAAACUGUGGGCAGAGAGAUCAAGGAGCGGCAGCCCGCGCUGAUGAGCCAGCGCGAGGAGCUCCUCAGGCUGAAGACCCUCACCGCGCGCCUCACCAAGCAGAACGAGGAGCUGCUGGCACGGGUGGAGCAGUUGCAAAGCCAAUGUAUGGAGGCUGAGGCCCGCGCCAAGAAGUGCUCGGGCCAGCAGAAGCUCCUGGAAGGGCAUGUAAGGGAGGUGGCCGAUCAGAUGGUGGUGCUCAUACAUGAGAACCGCAGGCUCAGUGGAGCUUUACCAGAAGAAGAACACCCAGGGGACCUGAAGGCCUAUGAGGCGCAGAAGCGGGGCUUCCGCACCGUGCAGGAGUUGGUUGACCAGAACCUCUCCCUGCGGCGCUCGGUUGCCCAACUGCUCUCUGAGUGCGAGGACGAGGCCCAGAAAGAGCUGCAGCUGCUGCGGCAGCGGGAGCUCCAGCUGGAGGCCAAGCUCAAGGAGCAGGAGCUGCAAUACUCGGGUCUCUUCGAGGAGCUGAAGAAGCACGUGCAGCAGCUGGAGCAAGAGAGGGACAAGGCCAAGGAGAAGAUCAAAGCCCUGGAGGCGCAGGACGCUAUGCAAGGUGUGCGAGCUGCCGAGGCAGCUGCGCCGACGUCUUCUGGGGUUCAAGAGGCCUCCGAGCGCCAGGCGGCCUUGAGCGCGCAGGAACAGCAGCAGGAGGCAGCUGGCAGAGUGUCGACACAGUGCCACGGAGGCGCGCCGGAAAGCGGCGGAGGUGCAGGAGGAGCUGGGGAGCACCAGAGAAGCCAAGGAGCAGCUCCAGGUGUCGCUGGACCAGCUGCAGGCGGAGCUCGCGGAGCGGAAGGAGCAGCUGCGGAGGCAAGAGCAGCGUGUGGCGUCCUUGCGAGAUGGCAAGCGGCAGGAGGAGUUGCGCGCCAUGGACCUGCAGGCAGAGAUCCAUCAAGCCAAGCGUGA